CGCUAUCUCAAACUUCUCAAAUCUCACAACCCAACUCUCCUCAAAAUAUCUCCCUACACGGCUACACCGACGCUACCAAGACCCCUUAACCGAACAAUGUCUAGGGCAUCCACUGCUCCCCUCACUUAGUGUGGAUCCCUGUUGCAAUCGCUCAUCAAUUCGAAAUUCCUCAAGCAAGGCAAUCAACUCCAUGCCCACAUUACCUUUUGUGGAACUCUCUGCCAGAACCAAACUUGUUGCCUUCUACACAGUUAGAUUGCGGCCAAAUGAAUGCGGCUCAGGUAAUCUUUGGUGGGAUUUUGCUGAAGAAUUCAUUCUUGUGGAAUUUUAUGAUCAGAGGCUAUGCCUAUAUUGCGUUCCUUUUAAUGUCUAUUGUCUUAUAUCGCAAGAUGCUGUCUUUUGGACGAAAGGCAGAUAAUUUUACAUGUCCUUUUGUUCUUAGGGCGUGUGGUGAUUCUUUGGCUGCAGAAAUCGGGAGAAAAUUUCAUGGUGAGAUAGUGGUUACUGGGUUUGAGUGGAAAUAUAUGCGUGUAAUUCGCUUCUGGCCAUGUACUCGAAGUUUGCGGACAUGGUGUCACAGCAAGGAAGUGUUUGAUAAAAUGCUUGAGAGGGAUUUGACGUCUUGGAAUACAAUGAUUUUGGGAGAUUAUUUGAAGAGGCAACACUUAAAGAUACUGUGUCAUGGAAUUCCGUGAUUUCCGAUUAUGCGAGGAAUGGAGAUGCUUUUGAAAGCCUCAGACUUUUCUACCUCAUGGUUUUGGACAAAGCAGAGACCGAUCAAGUAACUUUCACAGCUGUCCUUGGGGCUUGUCAUUAGAUCACUGCCUUGCAAUUUGGCAUGUCUGUUCACUCAUUUCUUAUUAAGAAACGGUUUGGUGCAAACACUAUUGUAGGAACUGCACUUACUGACGUGUAUUCAAAAUGUUGAAGUUUUGCUU
Messenger RNA from Tripterygium wilfordii, 938 nucleotides. Its product is annotated as pentatricopeptide repeat-containing protein At1g71490-like. Bases 267 to 695 code for a protein of 142 amino acids. The record is from RefSeq and is a predicted model, not a curated record. The transcript has 2 exons. Gene Ontology annotation, biological process: RNA modification. Lineage: Eukaryota; Viridiplantae; Streptophyta; Magnoliopsida; Celastrales; Celastraceae. Gene Ontology annotation, molecular function: RNA binding.